Molecule: messenger RNA, 2629 nt
Organism: Microplitis demolitor
Lineage: Eukaryota; Metazoa; Arthropoda; Insecta; Hymenoptera; Braconidae
Product: arf-GAP with dual PH domain-containing protein 1
Exons: 5
Coding region: 63-1223 (386 amino acids)
Biological process (GO): positive regulation of GTPase activity
Cellular component (GO): intracellular membrane-bounded organelle; plasma membrane
Molecular function (GO): GTPase activator activity; phosphatidylinositol bisphosphate binding
Source: RefSeq, a predicted model, not a curated record
AACAUCGCAUUCAUAGCUAAAGAAAGAGCUUAGUAAAGAAUGCGGGUCCAUAGUGUUUUAAAAUGGCGGAUGCGAAUGAAAAAUUGCUCGCCGAAUUAUUAAAAAAACCAGGCAACAAUGAAUGCGCUGACUGUGGAGCAAAAAAUCCAGAAUGGGCUUCAUACAACAUUGGAAUAUUUUUGUGCACGAGGUGUGCGGGUGUACACAGAUCGAUGGGUGCUCACAUAUCAAAAGUUAAACAUUUGAAAUUGGAUAGAUGGGAAGAUUCCCAGGUUACUAGGGUUAGAGAAGUUGGUAAUAAUGCUGCUAGACUUUACUACGAGGAACGUGUACCUUCUUGUUAUAGAAAACCCAAUGAAAAUGCACCUCAAGUUUUAGUGGAACAGUGGAUAAGAGCUAAGUACGAACGUGAAGAAUUCUGUCAUCCAGAAAGACAAAAUCAAUAUGUAUCAGGUUUUAUGGAAGGUUUUUUAAUGAAGAGAGGCAAAGAAGACUCUCGUUACUACCCCCGUAAAUUUGUCUUGUCUGAAGCUGACGACACGUUGAAGUAUCACGUCAAAGAGCACAAAGAUCCUAAAGCGGUGCUGAGAAUAUCAGAAUUAAAUGUCGCGUUUGCGCCAACGAAAACCGGUAAUCAAAACAGUCUGCAAAUAUCAUUUAUGAAAGACGGAUCGACGCGUCAUAUUUACGUCUACCACGAAGACCCGGAAGUUAUAACGAAUUGGUAUCUAGCGAUACGUUGCGCAAAGUUGCAUAGGCUCCAAGUUGCUUAUCCUGGUGCUUCGGAACACGAGUUGCUGUCCCAACUGACCAAGGACUUUCCCAAAGAAGGUUUCCUCUGGAAAACUGGACCCAGACACUCAGAUGCUUAUAAAAAGAGAUGGUUUACACUGGAUGGCCGUAAAUUGAUGUACCAUGACGAUCCUAUGGACGCUCAUCCUAAAGGGGAAAUAUUUAUUGGCUGCAGUACAGAAGGUUUUGCGAUUAAAACGGGCGUACCACCUGGUGCUAAGGAUCAAGGAUUUUCAUUUACUCUAGAAACACCUGACAGAAGUUUUUUACUGUCUGCUCAGAGUGAUGAUGAUCGUGCUCAGUGGAUUAAUGUUAUACAAAAGGUUAUUGAUAAACCUUUGACACCUCAAGAUGCAACAGUUGCUGCAAGAUUAGUAAGAAAACGUACUGCCAGUGGUACAAUGAAUAUAUUAUUUUCAUCGACAAGGUAGACCUGGAUUUUCUUUAGACAUUUAUUGUAAAAUUAAAAUAAAUAUAAAGUUGGUUAAUUGUUUAAAUCUCGUCCGUGUUAAAGAUAAUAAAUAUCAAGGUAUUAUGUCUCAAGACAAUUUACGAGAGCCAAGUCCAAAGUUACGGAAAAAAGAACAAAUUUUUAAAAUAUAUAUAUAAGAACAAAACCACAGUGAUGUUGACGCACACAACUGAUUGUAAGACACUCUGAUUAAAAACUCCGAUUGAGUCUGAUUGGAAUUAAAUUGGAUUUCUAUCAGAAACUAAAAUUCAAUCAGAAUUACUCGGGAGUGUUUCAAGUAUCGGAUUAAAUUUCAAUCAGACUUAAUCUCAAAAACUAUUUAUCCGAUUAAUUUUUCGAUUUCUGAUUAACUUCCAAUUAUAAUUUUUCAAUCGGAUUUAAUCGGAGUUUUUAAUCAGAGCAGACCAUUACACAGUACACUAGCUUAUGUAAUUUUAAAUCAUAUUAAUUAAUAUAAAUAAAAAGACUGACAGGGAAAAAUCAAUAUAUGCUUGCUCGCAUUACGUGCAACAACAUUACAAUAUUUAAUAUUACAUUCAACGUAAUAUAUCUUAUCAAUCAAAUUGUCUCGUCAGGUUUUUUUUUAUUUUUGUUUAUACAAAACAAAUAUUUGACGGUGCAAUUUAAUAACAAAUUCGUAUACUAAAUACACGUGACUUAUUUAUAGCAAUAAUGUGAUACCAGCGUUAAAAUUAAUGGGAAAAAUUUUAAUAAUGAUGACAUGAAAUUAUAAUUUAUCACCGGCAGUUGUAAUUAAUUAGAUUUUUAUUUAUUGUGACGUUAAAUAUUUGCAAUUACUUUGCUAUCAGAGGCCUGCUGUACCUGCGCUUGGUAGCAGGAAUUAAAAAAAAAAAUAACUACUGAUUGAAAAUUUAAAAAAUUUUAAAUUCCGCGCAUUGGAAAAUAAAAUUAAUAUGAAAGUAAUCCAAAGACAUGCUCCGUAACAGUUUUUUUUACAAUUAAAAUAAUUGUAAGUAAAGAUUUCACAUAAAAAAGGAUAAGUUUGUUAAUUAAAAACUUCAAUCACUUGUCAUCUGGCGACACAUCACAUUAAUUUAAAUAAUUAAAUUCCGUGUUACUGACAGUCUAUAUAUUAAACAGGAAAUUAAUUUAUAUUUUCUAUAUAUAUACAUAUAUAUAUGUAUGUAUGUGUAUAUAUAUGUAUAUAUAUAAACAAACAUUUAUUUAUAUAUUUAGUUACUUGAAUUUAAUAUCCGCGUGUAUUGUACACAAUUAUUUCCGUCCGACGUCGUCGAUCAUGAGUUUAUGUCAAUGCUUAAUAUUGUUGAUGCGAGCUAAGUGAAUAAUUAAUAUACAGUUAAUUAUUAUUUAAGAUUUUACAACAUAAAUAUAUAUAUUAAGUUA